Amphimedon queenslandica is the source of this 881-nucleotide messenger RNA. Its product is annotated as dedicator of cytokinesis protein 10-like. The record is from RefSeq and is a predicted model, not a curated record. The transcript has 6 exons. Gene Ontology annotation, cellular component: trans-Golgi network; early endosome; recycling endosome. Gene Ontology annotation, biological process: receptor recycling; endosome organization; retrograde transport, endosome to Golgi. The annotation marks the transcript as partial. Lineage: Eukaryota; Metazoa; Porifera; Demospongiae; Haplosclerida; Niphatidae.
ACUGUACAUGUACUUUAACAUUGUUAUUUUUGUAGAUUGAUUCUCAUAAAUUGGUAUCAAAGUCUGGGUAUCUGUUGAAAGGUAUUUUUCCAAAUGAAAGUGUAAUGGGAUUAUCAAUCAAAAAUUACAGGAAGAGAUGGUUUGAAUUAAGAGGUGGUCCAUCAGCAGGUGGUUACAGAUUAGUGUAUUACAGAGAUGAAAGGAGCAGUGCUGCCAAAGGGACCAUACACCUUGAAGCAUGUACUGAUAUUAGACCAAAUUCAAAGUUGAGGACAUUUGGGUUUGACAUUGUGACAGAAGAUGAGAAGACAGUGUAUCCGUUAGCAACAGAAACACAAAAGGAAAUGGAGGAGUGGCUCCUGACACUGGGUAAAGCAAUAGGACUCAUUGAAGAAGAAGACACAACUAGUAUCAAAGGAUCAGUAGCUGCUAAGUACAGGUCAUAUUAUGCUAAGGACACUCUGAGGGACACAACUAAGAAGACACUCCACAGACCAGAGCUGCUUCACUGGGACGACAAGAAAGAGAGAGAGGACAGAAAUAAGAACAGGAACGACUUAUUUCUGCUAUACCCUGAACUACUGCAUCAAGCUCCAUUGGAUGAUACAGUAUCUCUACCCUUACCAUAUAAGGAGGUGUUGCAUCAUCAGGUCACUGUGAUAUGUAAGGAACUCUCUCUCAAACUUACACUUAGCAGACACGGGAAGAAGCAGCUGUUGGAGCCAUUUUAUGUGAGGCUUUCAUUAUUCGAUGCUGCUAAAGGAAUGAAGAUAUCAGAGGAUUUCCACAUUGAUUUCAACGAAUCAGAAUCAUUGAUCAGAGACGAUACUGAAUCAACUGAUGAUACUGAUAUCAACAAACUAGCAAGAACUACCAACCAA